GCAUGCGCAGAAUGCGCAAGGUCCAAAUGUAAAUGCAUUUCGAGACCCGGUGGUGCCUGUGAGCGAUGUGAUCGCCUAAAAAAGAUUUGUCUGCCAGGACAUUCAUCCCGAGCACGACAGGCGCAACGCAAUAAUCCGAUCGCCCGGCUGGAUCAACUCGAGGGUAAACUCGAUAACCUCGUCUCAAUAUUAGGAUCUGGUGGAGCUUUGAGCUCCCCAUCUCCUGGCACAAAUAAUUUAUCGCCACCUAUCUCUAACCCCAGCACAUCAAACUCAUGGGGUGUAUCGACCGGUCCAGCAUCAUCAGCUUCCACAGUCGUCGUUGAGACUUCACCAGAGCAGCACCUAAGUUAUUUCCGAAACCAUCUUCUGAAAUAUUUCCCUUUUCUACAUAUACCCCCAGAAACAGACGCGCAUCAACUAAGCCGAGAUCGGCCCUUCUUGUGGCUUUGCCUAGUAGCUGCAGCUUCUCAAUCAACACAGACGAAGCUCGCGCUAGGCGACAGAAUCAAGCAAGAAGUGAUACGACGUAUUUUCCUUGAUAACGAGCCUACUAUCAACAUUGACCUACUUCUCGGUCUCUUGAUCUUUCUUGCCUGGGGACACAAUCAACUCCUCAAUUCCAACCCUGCUCAACUAGCUAGGUUCACGCAGCUAGCGACAACGCUGGUAUUUGAUCUUCGCUUGAACAAAUCUCCGCCGGAAGAGUCCAACAUGCUACCCAUCAGCCAAUGCGUGAUUCCCUCUAAAAAUCUGCUGCGGUCCCUCGAAGAAAGGCGAGCCGUCCUAGGGUGCUAUGUCCUUAGCUCAAUUGUUUCUGUGUACUUUGGCCAUAUUGACCCGAUGCAAUGGACGCCUUACAUGGACGACUGCAUCAACGCGUUAUUGCAAAGCAAGGAAUCUCCAUACGAUGAGAUUUUCGUCCACCAAGUCAGGCUGCAGCGUAUUGUCGGAGAAGUCGAGAGUGUUAGAGAGGAAACAAAGGCUCCACCGGACUUCUAUUUGAGAUUUCUCCAGCAGAAAGUGGACGAAGUCAAGGCUAGCAUGCCGCCACGGCUGCAGCAGGACCGCGUACUUUCUGCCUCAGUGUUCUACACUGAGCUAUCCAUUUUCGGCCUAGUCCUCUCCCGCAAAAGCCCGCCAGGUUUCCAACGCCUCGAAUACCUCUACUCAUGCCUCGACACGGUCAAAUCAGCAACAGAAAACUUUCUCACAAUCCCAAUCUCCGACUAUCCAGGAAUAUCAUUUCCAGUCUUCACACAACUCGUUCGUUACAUCAUCGUGCUAUACAAGCUCUCAACUCUAAAUGAUCCCGUCUGGGACCUUAAUCUGGUCAGAGGGAGUAUCGAUGUAAUCCAAGUGAUCGACCAAGUUAUCAAAAACAUUGAGCAAUCAAUGUCAGAUCUUGGUGAGCAAUGUUCCGGCGGAACUCUUGAACGGGCUAUAGGUAUAUUUACCAGGUUCAAGUCAUGGUGUUUGCCAAAUCUUCCCGCGGGAGUUGGUGCGGCAGCACGCGAGGCUGAAAAUAUUGACUUUUCGGGGAUGGGAGGGGGUAAUGCACAGCUUGAUGCUCUUUUCUUGGAGGACUGGUGGUUGAAAGAUAAUCUGUUCUACGGGUUGGAGGCAAAUGAAAUGGCAUGA
Messenger RNA from Penicillium cataractarum, 1641 nucleotides. Its product is annotated as fungal specific transcription factor domain-containing protein. The record is from RefSeq and is a predicted model, not a curated record. Gene Ontology annotation, biological process: regulation of DNA-templated transcription; DNA-templated transcription. The annotation marks the transcript as partial. Gene Ontology annotation, molecular function: DNA-binding transcription factor activity, RNA polymerase II-specific; transcription cis-regulatory region binding; zinc ion binding. NCBI's taxonomy places the organism in Eukaryota, Fungi, Ascomycota, Eurotiomycetes, Eurotiales, Aspergillaceae. Gene Ontology annotation, cellular component: nucleus. The transcript is spliced from 3 exons.